GACAGAUUCGACCGGACGCAGGGGAACGAUUAAUUUAAAAUAGCUGGUAAAAUGGAUGAAUACCAGUAUCCGCUGUUUUUUGAGGCCAGAGAUCUGACAGAUCGAGAAAAGGAAAAGGUCAGGAGACACUUUCAGAAAAGAAGAGACUCUGGGGGAGGUGAUUGUGCAACAAUAGAGAAGAUUGGAGACACAACGUAUAAAAUCUGUUUCAGAGAAAGUGAAACUCAGGAAAGAGUUUUGCAGAGAAAGAAUCACACCGUCUCUCUUCUUGGUGGGGAGUUGUGUCUGACCGUGAGUCGAACUAUUUUGCCACAGGCCUCAGAUCAGCCUGCAACAAGUCAGCCACAGACUUUUACUAAAAGAAAUACAAAAAGUCUUGAGAAGAUUUUCAAAAUGAACAACUUCCUCAUGUACUACCUGAGAGACAACCUGACAGCAUCCAAAAUAUUAUACCAGAAGCUCUCCUCAAUCGGCUGCACGCUGGUGUUAGACUUUGAGGAAGAGGAGGCAGUAGUGAGGGGAGAUAUUGAGAAGGGACCUGGUGGAGCUUCUGGUGGUGCAGCAGAGAAAUGGGAGCUACAGGUGGAUCAGAUCUUCAUCAGUUUCACUGAGACCUACAUCUGUUAUCAUGUGUUAGAAGCAAAGAAAAUUAAAAAGAUGCUGCAGGACCCCUCCUUUCUGACUGAUAACAUGAAGGUGUACACAGAGAGCGGUUAUGCUGUGGUGGUGGGAGAGGCUGAAGACGUAAAGAAGAAGAUUGCAAUCUUAGACAAGAGUCUUCCAGCCUGCAUCAAGCUACCAGUGGUAGAGAAUCAGUUUAAACUGGUGGAAGAAGAGUUCAAUAGAGAAAUGGCUACACUUUAUCCAGAGGUCAAAAUCACUAGAGACACUGCUAUGAUCGUCUUGGAGGGUCCUGAUCAGAAGGUGCAGUCAGGAGCUGCAAAACUUGAUGAACUGGUCAAAAAGAUAAAACAAAAGAAAGUUCAGCUUCCUUCAGAUUUAUUAACCUUCAUUAGAACCAGCGGCACCAUCACCAAGUACCAGCUUCGCUUCCAGCAGAGCCUCAGAAAUCCUGUUUCCCUGGAGGUGACAUCAGACCUGGUCCUGUCCAGUCUGUCCUCUGUAUCCCUGGAGGAGGCAGCAGCAGCAGUGCAGAGAGAGCUGAGUGUGGCUGAUGUAGAGCUGCAGAGUGCUGCAGGUGCAGCUCCAGAUCUAAACCAAGUGAAGGAAAUCCUGAUCAAAGCCAAGAACCAGGCAAACCUUGUGGAGCACAGAGUUGAUUUCAACUUCAUUCCAGGACCCAGUGGAGCUCCAGCAACUAAAGUACGACUGGUGGGCUAUACUGAACAUGUGAACAAGCUCAAAGAUCUCCUUCAUGGCUACCUGCUGAAACAGGUGUUGACUCAAGAAGUGUUGGACCUGCCAUAUCCUGAGCUGGUUGACUGCUUUGAUAAAAUCUUAAACAUAAUUGGGAUGAAGCAGACUAAUGUGACACUGAGAGCCUCACAUCUUCCAUAUCCAUGUAUCCUCAUGUCUGGUCCCCGUUGUCAAGUUCAGGAGACCCGUCAGGCCCUCACAUCUGCUUUAGCCGGUCUGACAUUAGAGACCUUGGUUCUAGACGGACCAGGAGCUCUGCGUUACUUUCAGGGAGAUGGUAAAGACAGAAAAGAGCUGGUUGAGACUUCCUGUAAGGUUGUUAUUAAGGAACAGCAGCAAAUGGAUGAUCAAAAUAUAAACUAUUCCCAAAACAGAAUUCCCAGAUUCAGAUCAGCCAGUAUUUACACCAGUGGUGCCAAAAGAACACAAAAUACAGCAGCUGUCAACAAACCAAUCCUGAAGAUCAGGAUUGGCAAUGUGGAAGAUGAAAAGGUAAAUGUGCUGGUGGCCCCCAUGAUCUACAAAAAGCUUACAUCCACUAAAAUUGGUAAAGGUUUAAACAAAAAAGGAGGGUCUGCAAUGCAGAGCAACUUUGAUCUGGUAGCAGGGACGUGGACGUGCUCUGCCGGAAAUGUCAUGAUAGUUGAUGCACCUCCAUGUCUGGGCUGCUCCAAGAUCUUCUUCAUUGAGUGUCUGCCAUGGGAUGGAGUCAGCGGGCACAGUGUGCAGGCUCUUGAAAAUGGGCUGAAGACUUGUAUGGACCUAUGUGCACAGCAGGGCUGGUCUUCCAUUGCCUUUCCAGUCAUUGGACCUGGUGUGGCUCUAAAAUACCCCCUGAGAGAGGCCAUUCAAGUGCUGACCGACAAGAUUCAUCAGUUCGGAUUGUCUGGAUCACACGGUUCUGUCUCCACCAUCCAUGUGGUCAUCAAACCAGACUACCCCAAUUCGGAAGAGUGCUACCAUGAUGUUUACAAACACCUGACCUUAAACACAAACCAGGGAGGCCAAGCAGUCUUCAGCUCUGUUGUUACUGACCUUGCUGACAUCACCAUACCAAUGAGAGGGGGAGUUAAACUACAGAUCGUGUUUGGAGACAUCACUAAUGAGACAACAGAUGCUGUGGUGAACACGACCGACUUUGCAAAUUAUCAGACAGACGGUGUGUGCAAAGACAUCUUAACUGUGGCUGGACCCCAGGUACAGGCUGACCUGGCAAACGCUAUAGUGAAACGAGGAGAUGUUUUUACAACCCAGUCUGGAUCGUUCCCCUGCAAGGCUAUUUUUCAUGUGUGUGGAGAGAGAGAUGUUGGUGUCAUUGAGCAACUGGCGUGCCGCAUAAUUCAACUCUGUGAAUCGCGUGCAUACACAUCUGUGGCCAUUCCUGCCAUAUGUGCUGGAACAGGUGGUUUGGACCCUGGUCUUGUAGCGCUCGCCAUCCUCCGGGGAAUCAACACCACCGCCUCGUCCUGUCCCCUGCAGUCUCUCACCUGCAUUCGCCUUGUCCUGAUCAAAAUCAGAGUUUUCCAGGCAUUUAAACAGCAAGUGACUCAGAUGUUUAGCUCCGCAGACAUUAGCACGGCUCUUAAAGUGCAACACCGUCCUCCACCAACGAUGAGUAUAGACCCAGGUGUCAUUUGUACUCGUUCUACAGUCCAACAAUCCACCUUCAUGAUUGUAGGACGUUGCAAACAAAGUGUUGACAAUGCCAUCAGGAAGCUGAAGAGUCUGUAUCAGGAUCAGUGCUCCACACAACGCUUCAGAGCAGAGGAGCUUGCAGGCCUCACCCAGGAUGAUGUGGAUGACCUGCAACAGCUGGUGGAGGUAAUGGGUUUACAUGUGGAGGAGGACCAGGAUGUCUACACGGUGAAAGGUUUGAAAGAUGGAGUCAACCAGGUCAUGCGGCUGAUUCACAAAUCUUAGAAGCUGAUCUUUAGUAUAUUUUCUAUGACCAAGGCUUCCAGUAACAUAUUUUAAUAUUUAUUUAAGUGAAAUUUCUUUAGGAGAAAUGACAGAGGCCACAAAGUGUAUUGUGAUGAGGGCCACCGUAUUAAUCACCAUCUCUCUGAACUCAUGAGGCUUUUGAACUUAUUUUACCAGUGUGAACCUUGUUUCAGACAACUGAUUGUCACUGCUGGCAUCUAAACAACUUUGAUAUAUCAACAUUACCCUGAAGGACAGAAAGAGUAAGUCACCUUUUGGUCCAGGAUAAUGAAACAUGUCACUGUUAAAGCCUGAUAUUUUUAAGGAAAGCAUGAAAAUGCCACUUCAGAGGCUGAAAAUGAAAAUAAUCUUAUCAUUUAUGUUUUCUUUGAUAUUAUUGUUGGUUGAGAUAACAGAUGGGUUACAUUCAGAAGCACUGGAAUAUAUUACUUUGAGUUUAAAAACAGAACAUAACAUGAACUUUGUUGCUUUGCAUUUUUUAUUGUGCAAAAAUGUACUUCAAGAAAUAAAAGAAAAUGCUUUAAAGAUUUAAUCAAAUGCUCAUGAUGAAAAUACUUUCAUGUUUGUUUUUGUUUAAAUAAAAUCAUGAUGUGGUCACUA
Melanotaenia boesemani (Boeseman's rainbowfish) is the source of this 3918-nucleotide messenger RNA. RefSeq lists its product as uncharacterized. Gene Ontology annotation, biological process: negative regulation of gene expression. The coding region runs from base 52 to 3297 and encodes 1081 amino acids. The transcript has 11 exons. Gene Ontology annotation, molecular function: transcription corepressor activity. The record is from RefSeq and is a predicted model, not a curated record. Lineage: Eukaryota; Metazoa; Chordata; Actinopteri; Atheriniformes; Melanotaeniidae. Gene Ontology annotation, cellular component: cytoplasm; nucleus.